AUGGCCAAGCGUUUUGAAAUGUCGCGGAACACGGUCAAUGACAGUCUGGACGUCGUCGCACGAACCGCUGGCAUCUUUCCAGUAGAAGCUGAUCGACAACAGUCCAUGAAGGCUAGAGUUGCUGGAAAUGCUGGCGAGGCGCGCCCUCACGCCACCGUUGCUGCUAGUGCACCGCCGCAGAUCCUCAAACAGGGUCUCAUCACUUGGUGGCGAUACCUGAAACGCUUGAUUUACGACAGGAAUAAAUCCGCCGAUGUUUGCAUUGGCCCGGCUCGGCAAGGCUUCAAGUACUCCAGUGGGGAUGUAAAAAGGGCUAAGGGCUGA
Bipolaris maydis ATCC 48331 is the source of this 324-nucleotide messenger RNA. NCBI's taxonomy places the organism in Eukaryota, Fungi, Ascomycota, Dothideomycetes, Pleosporales, Pleosporaceae. The record is from RefSeq and is a predicted model, not a curated record.